AUGUGGGCAUACGGACUGCUACUGAGGCGGGGGAAACCGACGCCCCCGGCGGGGGAAACCGACGCCCCCGGCGGGGGAAACCGACGCCCCCGGCGGGGGAAACCGACGCCCCCGGCGGGGGAAACCGACGCCCCCGGCGGGGGAAACCGACGCCCCCGGCGGGGGAAACCGACGCCCCCGGCGGGGGAAACCGACGCCCCCGGCGGGGGAAACCGACGCCCCCGGCGGGGGAAACCGACGCCCCCGGCGGGGGAAACCGACGCCCCCGGCGGGGGAAACCGACGCCCCCGGCGGGGGAAACCGACGCCCCCGGCGGGGGAAACCGACGCCCCCGGCGGGGGAAACCGACGCCCCCGGCGGGGGAAACCGACGCCCCCGGCGGGGGAAACCGACGCCCCCGGCGGGGGAAACCGACGCCCCCGGCGGGGGAAACCGACGCCCCCGGCGGGGGAAACCGACGCCCCCGGCGGGGGAAACCGACGCCCCCGGCGGGGGAAACCGACGCCCCCGGCGGGGGAAACCGACAAUCGGUGUGUGCCUCAUGGUUGA
Messenger RNA from Schistocerca americana (American grasshopper), 549 nucleotides. Its product is annotated as proline-rich protein HaeIII subfamily 1-like. Lineage: Eukaryota; Metazoa; Arthropoda; Insecta; Orthoptera; Acrididae. The coding region runs from base 1 to 549 and encodes 182 amino acids. The transcript has 2 exons. The record is from RefSeq and is a predicted model, not a curated record.